AUGCUCGGUCGUACGGCAUCAUCACGGCUGGCCUCAAGGUCUAUUUGGUGCCGGCCUCAUAUUUAUAGGCCUAAUGUGUUGCACGCAAGAACAUUUCAAUUGGACGUCCGGGUAGAAAAGAACAAAGUACGGUUCCUCUUCCCUCCCAAGAACAGCCAGCCAGAACAAUCUAUCGAUGUGUCCGAAUUUUGGCUGAGGGAUAACUGCCGCUGCCAAUUGUGUGUAAACAAAGACACUCUUCAGAAGGAUUUUGAUACAUUUGAUAUUCCCAGUAAUAUCAAGGCAGAGCAUAGCCAGACCCAACAAGAUGGUGUUCAUGUUACCUGGUCGGAUAAACAUGUGUCUUUCCAUCCAUGGAACUGGGUGAAAUCAAUGGCUCCCUCGCAUCGGCAAGAGGGGGUGAAUGUCGCACCGUCCAAGGCUCUAGGCUGGAGUGCGAACUCGUGGGAUGAAUGGGCAGAGGCAAGAGAGACUGACUACAAAGAUGUGAUGGAUAAAAAUGGCACAGGAAUGGCUAAGUUAACCGCUGCAAUCCAUCACUACGGGCUGGGAUUCGUGAAAAACACACCAGUUAGCCCAGAAGCCACGGAGGAGCUGCUGGAGCGUAUUGGGCCCGUCCGAAAUACACACUACGGAGGCUUCUACGACUUCGUGCCUGACUUGGCCAAAGCCGAUACUGCGUACACGAACAUCGCACUCGGCGCGCACACGGACACGACGUAUUUCACGGAGCCGACGGGACUUCAGGCUUUCCAUAUGCUCUCUCAUAUCCCCCCACCUGGCGAACCGAGCGAUGCAUUGGGUGGAGAGUCGCUGCUCUGCGACGGAUUCUACGCCGCAGAAAAGCUGCGCGAGAAGCACCCUGAAUAUUUCAAGACACUUUGCGAGGUCAAGAUUCCUUGGCACGCAAGUGGAAACGAGGAUGUUGCCAUUGCUCCAGAUGCUACCUAUCCGGUUAUUGAAACAGAGAGUGGUUUAGACGGUCCGAUACGCCGGAUCCGUUGGAACAACUCGGACCGCGGUGUUGUCCCACUCGAAGCCGGUUUUGAUGUUGUGGAGAGAUGGUACGCUGCAGCGCGUGAGCUGGACUCUAUCAUUAAAAGCAAAGAGAGCGAGUGCUGGUUCCAACUCCAGCCUGGAACAGUCCUAGGUAGGUUGAAUCCUUCUUCCAAUUGGGAAGAGUAUGGGCAUGAAAAGAGAGAGGCUAAUGGGUGUCUCGCUGUAGUAUUUGAUAAUUGGAGAAUACUCCAUGGCAGGGCCGAGUUUAAGGGACUUCGAAGGAUGUGCGGCGCCUACAUUAACCGAGAUGACUUCGUGUCACGCUGGAAACUGUCCAACUACGAUCGCACAGAUGUGAUCUUACACAACAUGUGGCAGCAUAGAUAG
Molecule: messenger RNA, 1386 nt
Organism: Clonostachys rhizophaga
Lineage: Eukaryota; Fungi; Ascomycota; Sordariomycetes; Hypocreales; Bionectriaceae
Source: the annotation of a GenBank genome assembly